AUGACUGCAGUGGGCGCUCCUGCAGGAGGACCAGGAUCUACAAUGACUGCAGUUGGUGGUGUUGACAGCGAGGACCCAGAUCUACAUGACUGCUGGGGCGCCCCAGCAGGAGGACCAGGAUCUACAAUGACUGCAGUGGGCGCCCCAGCAGGAGGACCAGGAUCAACGAUGACUGCUGUAGGAGCUCCAGGAGGGCGUUCAACUAUGACAGCUAUUGGAGGUGCUGGUGGUGCUCCUAGUAUGGCACCAAUUGUCCAGCUGGUGACGAACGGAUGGUGCGGUGGUGGUGAGCGGUGGCCCCUACCCGGACAAAUCUGUUACCUUCGGAGUACUGGAGGCGGUGGCAGACCAGCUAGCCAUAGUACUUAUUGGUGUUGGCAGGGUGGAACGGCGCAUUGGUGUUCCUCGCUCCGAAAUGCGCCAGGUGGUGGCGGCGGUGGUGGUCUCGCUGGACAAUCGGCAUAUUUCGGCGUCGGCGCUGGUGGUGCAGGCGCUCCUGGUGCUCAGUCGGCUUACUUCGCACCCAAGUAA
This is a messenger RNA of Cooperia oncophora, 531 nucleotides long. The record is from the annotation of a GenBank genome assembly. NCBI's taxonomy places the organism in Eukaryota, Metazoa, Nematoda, Chromadorea, Rhabditida, Trichostrongylidae.